UCUCUCCCCCCCCUUCCUUCCCUCCCCCCUCCCCUCCGCCGCCGCCCAUGGCGGGCGCCGAGCCGAGCGCCGAGCGCUACGAGCAGCGGGAGCUUGCGGCGGCGGUGAAGUGGCUGCAGAAGCAGGGGGCGCGCGACGCAGAGGGGAGGCCGUGGACCGAGUGGCUGCAGUCCUUCCGGGAGCCGGGCGCUCCCGCCCCGCCGCUGGACCCGCGCAGGCAGAGCUCCGAGGUCCUCGAGGCCUUUGUCGGGGCGGUGCCGGCGGAGGCGCGCGCCAGCGCGAGGAGCCAGCUGAAGCGCGCCCGCCGAGGGCGGCUCGCCUUCGCGCGGCUGCAGCGGGCGCUGGGCCCGAGCGCGAAGGCCGCCGCGGACGUCAUAGGACUGGUGCAGCACACGCGCGCCCACAUGCGGUUCUGGGAGAACUACGCGGCGCUCCCCAGUCACGAGGACGGUUGGGUGGUGGCGCCCACGCCCCCGAGCAAGCCGAGCGGCGCCGCCGGCGAGCUGAAGCUGGUUGCCAUCGACUGCGAGAUGGUGGCCACGGCGGAGGACGACGGCGCCCUGGCGCGCGUGUGCGUGUGCGACGAGGAGGGGAAGAUGCUGCUCGACCGGCUGGUAAGGCCGGAGGCGGACCCCACCGACUUGCGCACCGAGAUUACGGGCAUCACCGCGGAGGAGCUGCGGGCGGUCAGCUACUCGCGCAGCGAUGCGCAGCGGGACGUGCUGCGGCUCAUGGGCCCGCUGACCGUCGUGGUCGGGCACACCCUGCACAAGGACCUCGCCGCCCUGCGGCUCGACGCGCUGCUGGUGCUGGACGUGGGCCUGCUCUACGGCCUGGAAGGCUUCCCCUCGCGGAUGCCGCCGCUGGCGCACCUGGUCGACCAGGUGCUGGGCCGCAGCGGAUUCCGUGGCGCUGACGGGCGUUCGGCCCACAACUGUGCCGACGACGUCGUGGCGACCAUGGAGCUCUGCAAGCAGCGCAUCAGGCAGUGCGUGGAGGACGCGAAGGUGCGGGCCAUCGUGUGGGUGCCCCCGCCGCAGGUGGGCGCGAACCUCGACGAGAAGGAGGCCCGGGAGCUCCUGGUGCACCGCCUGCCAGACCGGCCUGGCAUGGUCAUGGCGGUGAUGUCGAUGUUCGCCUCCGUGAAAGGCGCCACCGCCGACGUGGAGGGCGUGGACCUGCGCCCGGCGUCCGCGCGCGCCGCGGCGCAGGUCCUGCGGUCGGUGAGGGUGCUGUUCCGGACGCGGGAGGACGCAGAGCAGGCCUACGAGAUGCUCCCGGCCGUUUCCGAGGGCACCGACUCCGCGGGCCGGCCGCAGAAGCUCGUGAGCCUCGGCGGGCUCUUGCCAGAGGCCGCCGCAGAGGUCUACGUGCGGCUCCCCGCUCCAGCGGCGGCGGCCGCGGCGGCUGGCGGCGGCCAUCCAGGGCCCCCUAACGCUGUGGUGACCACGCCGCGUGGCAAGCCUGGCGCGCGGGCUGACGCGGCGGGCGUUCCCGCAGCAGCGGGUGCGGCCACCCGCUGGCGGGGCUGGAAGCGCUGCGCGGACGACGAGCUGCGCGCGGCGGGCGGCGAGCUGCCGUGGCGGCGGCUGCGCGACGCGCUGGUGGCGCGGAGCCGCGCCUCGUGCCCCGGGGCGGCCGCCCUGGACGAGGAGGAGCUGCGCCUCCGCGCGCUCGCCUGCCUGCCGGAGGGCUACCUCAGCAGCGACAGCGAGCUGGUGCGAGCGCCGAAGCGCCGGAAGGGCGCGCAGGCACAGUGAGCCGCGCCCGACCAAAGGCUGGUGGAGGAGAAAGGUUGCGCCGGGCGC
Messenger RNA from Prorocentrum cordatum, 1808 nucleotides. NCBI's taxonomy places the organism in Eukaryota, Dinophyceae, Prorocentrales, Prorocentraceae. The record is from the annotation of a GenBank genome assembly.